Elgaria multicarinata webbii is the source of this 918-nucleotide messenger RNA. Its product is annotated as carbohydrate sulfotransferase 8-like. The coding region runs from base 1 to 918 and encodes 305 amino acids. The record is from RefSeq and is a predicted model, not a curated record. Lineage: Eukaryota; Metazoa; Chordata; Lepidosauria; Squamata; Anguidae. The transcript has 2 exons. Gene Ontology annotation, cellular component: membrane. Gene Ontology annotation, biological process: proteoglycan biosynthetic process; carbohydrate biosynthetic process. Gene Ontology annotation, molecular function: sulfotransferase activity.
AUGAAGAGCAUUCUUGAAAAGUUGUUCAUUUUCCUCCUUUUCGGAACUCUGGUUUUAAUGUUUCUUCAUAUAUUCCCUAGCAGGAAGUCAGAAUUGACAGAUCUUGAAGAAGAUUGGCUGAAAAAGCAAAGUGACCGUAGAAGCACCUUGAACUUCACCUGCUUGAACAAGACUUCUGCAAGUUUGGAAUGGAAACUACAAGAUAUGGUUGCUAGGCAGCUGUUUGUGGAUGAGAACCACAAACUGAUCUACUGUGAAGUGCCAAAGGUGGGUUGCUCGAACUGGAAAAAAAUCAUCCUGCUCCUCACGCUCAACAUGAACAGGGAUGCCUCUGAAGUAGACCAGCAAACCAUCCACACAACCAAACUUUUAAAGCGAUUGAGUUCUUACCCUUCAGAGCAGCAAAUUGAACUUCUGAACAACUACACUAAAGUGAUGUUCACCAGGCAUCCUCUAGAAAGGCUGGUCUCCGCUUACAGAGACAAGCUCUUGCAUUCUGAACCCUACUACAGCAUCACAGUGGCAAAUCAGAUCAAGGCCUUGCUCAGGAGGGACCAAAAUUCCUCAGAGAAAGUGACUUUCCCAGAGUUCGUUGAUUUCAUUGUGACAAGGAAUCACAAGUAUUUAGACACACACUGGAAGCCAAUGUUUGAGCUCUGUGAUCCUUGCAAUGUUCAUUAUGACAUUCUGGGGAAGUUCGAGACACUGAUUCAAGAUGUCAACCAUGUUCUCAGGAGAAUUAGAGCGCCAGAGGGCCUCCUCUAUCCAUAUAGGAAGAAAAUGACCGAUAACACAAUCACCCUGAAUUACCUCAGGAAAUUGAGUUGGGACCAAAUGCAGAAGCUCACGGAGCUUUACCAGGCUGAUUUCUCUUCAUUUGGCUAUUCUUUAACAUUUAAACAGGACAUUUUCCUGUAA